AUGAUAAAGUUUUUCCCACAUUUUUGUGUAAAGUUAGAUAAUGUAAAUAUAAGUGGUUUUAGAAGACCUGGAAAACACAAUAUUGCAUGGCGUAAAACUAUAAGUCGUUAUGUCUUACCAGAUAUGCCCAAGAUAUGGAGAAUCAAAUAGUUGGAAAUCGAUAUGAAUGAAAUAAAUAUCAUAAUCAAUUAA
Messenger RNA from Nezara viridula (southern green stink bug), 192 nucleotides. NCBI's taxonomy places the organism in Eukaryota, Metazoa, Arthropoda, Insecta, Hemiptera, Pentatomidae. The record is from the annotation of a GenBank genome assembly.